AUGACGACGCCGACGUCGACUCCGACGGCGAUGCCGCCGCCGACCCCGGCAUCGACGGCGAUGCCGACGACGACUCCGGCACCGGGAAAAAAUAUGAAAAAGCGCAUAAAUGAGGCCAUACGACGGGCCGUAAAUAAAGAGCGGCGAAAAUUCAACCGAAGACCCGGACCUGCACAAAAAUAUAUGCCCGGGCCACCCGGAGGUUAUUAUAUUCCUGCACCAGGAUAUAUAACCGGCGCAGGAGGAUACGCUCCCGCGCCAGGAUAUGUGCCCGGUGCCGCAGGAUACAUGCCGGCACCGGGAUAUGUGCCUGGCGCAGUAGGGUACGCUCCCGCGUCAGGUUAUGUGCCUGGUGCUGCAGGAGAUCCGUCUUCUUCCUGGAUGGUUUGGGAUCUUCAGGUGGCUUCCUGGGCUGGUCUGGAUUUUCCUGAGAUUUCCUUGGUGGAAUGA
This is a messenger RNA of Nylanderia fulva, 450 nucleotides long. Lineage: Eukaryota; Metazoa; Arthropoda; Insecta; Hymenoptera; Formicidae. The record is from RefSeq and is a predicted model, not a curated record.